UGAUGAAAACGUGUUACUGAUCCUGUUCUGCAAUAAUCAGACGAAUCUGAUUUGGGACAUUUGAUACAUUCUUUGGAAUAUCGACAAGCCGACAGUUGCCAUUACGCACGAAACUCAUUUAUCCGACCUUCAUUUUCCGUUUGAUUGCUUGAGGAACAAACGACUAGUUUAGAAAUGGUGCGCUUGCAAUAAUACAGGGGCUGAAUUACAACAACUUCUAUGCCCAUUACAAACGAGGAUACGCUCCGGAAAGUCAAGCUGCGCAAAAAAACUUCGGAAGAGAUUUCAGAGAGUGUUGGUCUACACUUUUGGUGAAUUGCAACUUCUGAGGACCAGUUUGAUACCCAGAAAGAUCACAAGAUACGGUUGGUCUCUUGAACGACGAUUUGACAUUCCUGCAGUGGCCAAGUUAAGCUCUAACGUAGCCACCUGAUGGUUGCUAAGACGGGUUAAACUGUAUCUUCAGGGAGUUGGAAAAUCCAACUUUUUCCAUACGGAUCAACUCAUUGGGUGGGAGCAGCAAGAGAGACAAGAGUCCCCAGCAAAUCAGCGGCUAAUUGAUUAAAGAGACUUCAUUUGAAUAGGGUGCUGGCAAGGUGCCAAUCGCCUUUCAGAGGACCCUCCUUCCCAUGAUUAAUCGCGAGGCAUUAUUGAUAAUCAUAACAGGACACAUGCGCGGUGGAUGGGCUCGAUUUCCGUAAUUUUGAGCAGAUUUGAUAGUAAUUUUUUAUUCUUUCGUGGCUGAUGCGUGAGCCAGCAUGUCACGGAGGAAACAAGCGAAGCCGCAGCAUUUCCAGUCCGACUCGCAGCUGGUCCUAACGGAGCACAAUGGGGACACAGAGGCCAACUCCGACGGUUCCCCAUGCAAAGACUCGGAUGCCCAAGUCUGCACCAAAUGUUGUGCUGAGUUCUUUGAACUAUCAGAUCUUGAACGACACCAGAAGAAUUGCACUAAUACUCAAUUCAUUCUAAUUGUGAAUGAAAAUCCAGUUUCUCCUUCCAGAACCAUCUCCCCAGGCUCCUCUCCUCAUAAUCCUGAUGAGCAGGUGAAUGACACAACUAAUAACACAGAUCAAGCAGAGUUAGCAGACCUUUUGGAGCAGAACGAACUUGACAAAGAAGAGGCCAUGGACACAGAAAUAUCAGGAGUCUCUUCUACACAUAAUGAUGGAUGUGGAAGUAUGGCGGGUGGCAGCCCACUUAGUGGUGCUGGAAGCAGUCACGGAAAUCUGGGCAGCACUGGGUCUAAUCUGGUGAACUCUUCCGUCUCCGCCUCACUACCUCCACUGGGCAAUUUGACAGAGCUGGGCAAUUUUUCCAUAAUCAACAGCAAUGUAAUAAUUGAAAACCUACAGAGCACCAAAGUGGCUGUGGCUCAGUUCUCUCAAGAGACAAGAUCAGCCGGAGGGCAGGGGGUGGCUGUGCCACCCCUUAUGGAGCAACUCUUGACCCUACAGCAGCAGCAGAUCCAUCAGCUACAGCUUAUUGAGCAGAUCCGUCACCAAAUUAUUUUGCUAGCCUCCCAGUCACCAGAGCGCCAAGUACCACCUAGUUCUUCUCCUGUGACUUUAGGUUCAGGUGCUAGCCCACUAACAACCCUUAGUUCCCAUUUGUCCCAACAGUUGACUGCUGCUGCAGGGCUAGCACAAAGUAUAGCUAGCCAGUCUGCAAAUAUUAGCAGUUUGAAACAGAUGGCUAACGUUGUGCAGCUACCUCAAAGCAAUUCCGGUGUGGGAGACUCAUCUCAAAGCCUUAGAGCACCGGGGGUAGAUACAGUUAAUGCCCAACCUUCGGACAAGAGGCCAGGCAAUACAGUAAGCUUGCAUCCUCAGUUGGGAAACCCAUCACUUGCAAAGUCAUCCACACCAGCCUUUGGGAUGGGAAGUCUUUUGAAUCCUGUGGCUAAUACCCUUCUACCUCAGCCCCCACAAUGCAACACAAUGUUUUCCAGUGCACUACCCAGUGUUGGUACCACAGUUGAGGAACUCAACUCACUGGCUGAGCAAAGAAAAGGCAAGCCACCCAAUGUCACCUCAUUUGAACCGAAGAAUAGUUCUGAGGAUUCAUUUUUCAAACAUAAGUGCAGGUUUUGUUGCAAAGUGUUUGGCAGUGACAGUGCAUUGCAGAUUCACUUACGUUCUCAUACAGGUGAGAGACCAUACAAGUGCAACAUCUGUGGCAACCGCUUUUCAACCCGUGGCAACUUAAAGGUUCAUUUUCAGCGUCAUAAAGAAAAGUAUCCACACAUUCAAAUGAACCCUUACCCUGUUCCAGAGCAUUUAGACAAUAUUCCAACAAGUACUGGCAUUCCCUAUGGGAUGUCUAUGCCUCCUGAGAAGCCAGUUACUAGCUGGCUGGAUAGUAAGCCUGUUCUGUCUUCUCUGACAUCUUCUGUUGGCAUGUUGCUUCCACCAACUUUGCCAAGUCUGCCUCCAUUUAUUAAGAAGGAAGAGCAUAACACAGUGUAUAUAAGUAGUCCUUCUCAUUCUGCUAAAAGUGAAUCAGGUCCAGUUGAUGUGCACACAAAUAUUACAGAUAGUGUGUCAGAAGAAGGUGAGAGCACAAACCUGCCUACCUCAAAUGGAAAAACUGAAGAAAACAACCGAUCUUCUAGUUUAAUGACCAAUGUAAACUCUGCAGGAGAUGGCAUAAUUGAGUACACCACCUCCAACAGCCCUCCAAUGGCCACUAAUCCAUUAAUGCCUCUCAUGUCAGAGCAGUUCAAAGCUAAGUUUCCUUUCGGAGGUCUCCUUGAUCCUCUCCAAGGCUCAGAAACAUCCAAACUUCAACAACUAGUUGAAAACAUUGACAGGAAGGUGACAGACCCCAACGAAUGUGUUAUCUGUAACCGUGUUCUUAGUUGCCAGAGCGCACUGAAAAUGCACUACCGCACCCACACCGGGGAGAGGCCUUUCAAAUGUAAAGUGUGUGGUCGUGCCUUCACCACCAAGGGCAACUUGAAGACUCAUUACAGUGUCCAUCGAGCUAUGCCGCCACUGAGGGUUCAGCACUCUUGCCCUAUAUGCCAGAAAAAGUUCACAAAUGCUGUGGUACUGCAGCAGCACAUCCGUAUGCACAUGGGUGGCCAGAUCCCCAACACACCUCUACCUGACAGCUACCCAGAAUCCAUGGGCUCUGAUGCUGGAUCAUUUGAUGAGAGAAACUUUGAUGAUCUUGACAACUUCUCUGAUGAAAACAUGGAGGGAAUUGAGGAUGGACCAGACAGCAGCAUCCUGGGCACACCAAAGUCAGCUGAUGCAUCUCAAGACAGUCUCUGUUCAUCUCCUACUCCACAGGAGUCAUCAGGCAUGGAGAGCCAGGAGAAGAGUGCUAUCCACGGAGCAGGAGAUGAAGUACAGUUAGGGCAAGAAAGGCCAAUGGAGAAUGGAUUAAUGGAUGCAGACAGACUCACAAAUUACUCCUCUUCACUUGGAGGUGAUAUUGAAAGCCAAAGUGCCGGAAGUCCUGCUGUCUCUGAAUCUACCUCUUCAAUGCAAGCUCCAUCGCCCUCUAAUGGUAUUAACCAACAACAAAAAUCUCAGACUCUGGAAGAUUGCCAGCAGAAGGCAUUGUCAUUGGAGCACAUUAGUGCGGGUUUUAUGCAGUCUCAUGCUGCCAGUCCUGGAGCUCUGGAUCUUACUUCAAUUAACCCAUCUAAUGAUCCUCUUAGUAUUCUUUUCCCCUUCCGUGAGCGAGGCACCUUGAAGAAUACAGCAUGUGACAUUUGUGGGAAGACAUUUGCCUGCCAGAGUGCCUUGGACAUCCACUACCGAAGUCAUACCAAAGAGAGGCCGUUCAUUUGCACAGUAUGCAACCGGGGCUUCUCUACUAAGGGGAACUUAAAGCAACAUAUGCUGACACACCAGAUGCGAGAUCUGCCCUCUCAGCUCUUUGAGCCCAACAACAGUCUUACCUCCAGCCCUCCUCCAUCCCUUCUCUCUGUUGGACCUUUGUCCUCCAUGAUGAAGAUUGAAGUCAAUGGCUUUUUACAGGGUCUUCAACCUGAUGUAAAAGACUUGCCAUCGGGACUGGUGACCUCAUCUGCUUCCACUUCUCCAGUGCUUUCGGCUGCCCCACCACGGAGGAUGCCUAAGCAGCACUACUGUAACACCUGUGGCAAGACAUUUUCGUCCUCCAGUGCCCUACAGAUCCAUGAGAGAACCCAUACUGGAGAGAAACCCUUUGCUUGCACCAUCUGUGGACGAGCUUUCACCACCAAAGGAAAUCUCAAGGUGCAUAUGGGUACCCACAUGUGGAACAGUGCUCCUGCUCGCCGUGGUCGCAGACUUUCAGUAGAUGGCCCCAUGGCUUUCCUGGGCACAAACCCUGUAAAGUUCCCUGAGCUCUUCCAAAAGGACCUAAAUGGCAGGGCUUGCAAUGGAGAUCCAACAAGCUUCUGGAAUCAGUAUGCUGCCGCAUUCUCUAAUGGCCUGGCUAUGAAGACUAAUGAGAUUUCUGUGAUCCAGAAUGGAGGGCUGCCACCUCCAUUGUCAGGAAUUGUAGGCAAUAGGGGUAGUUCUCCGAUCAGAGGCUUGACAGGCAGCAUGGAAAAGCUGCAUAACUCUGAGCACAAUCCCGCUCUGGCGGGCCUAGAGAAAAUGGCCAACAACGAAAACGGGGCUCACUUCCGCUUCACACGCUUCAAGGAGGAAAAGGAGAUUGUGACCAACUAGAAAAUAUUUUUGUUGUACUUAUGAACAAACAAACGCAAUCUUUUACAGGCACACACGUGCCCCUGUAUUUGCAUCAAAGAAACAGGAAAGCAAGAAAAAAAACUGUAUCAGCUUUUGCUUGCCAUUAAGUCUUCAUGAAGAGUUUGAAAAGAACAUGCUUUAUUGUACAAUGUACAACAUGUUAUAGUUUCACUGAGCUUAUUUAUUACUAAUUAUAACCUUGCUUGAAAAACAAGUGGAAAUAUUAACAGUUACUUAGUUUUUAAUGUUAUUUUCUGUAUGAGUAUUUUAAAGUGUGUUUUUGAAACUUAGCUUUUCUUCGUAGAAGACUACCAUGGCAUUAAAUUAUUUUUUUUCUGUAGUAUGUGUUAAUAACUUGAUGUUCAUGUAACGAUUUAGAGCUUAAAAAGUGCAACAUAAGGCUGUAAAUAUGUACACCUAUCUGCUAGAUGGUUUACAAGCUGUGUAGUAAAGAUUUCUUGAAAUAUCAACAUUUCAUCAAUCCAGGGGCAUAGUUCAGUCCUUUACUUGUCUUAAAAGUUUGAAAAAGAGAAGGGUUUUCACCUCAGCUGUUUCUUUUAGACCUAGUAUUUUUCUCUGAAUUAUUUUUAUUAAGCUUUUUACUACGUUCAGUUUUCACUUUUUAUUUAUGCAUUCAGAAUACAAUGAAUAAACGUUUGUUAGAUGAGAGAAGGCCAUCAAGAGGUCCACACUCUCGGGCUAUGAAAUGAGAGGGGGGAAAAAAUUGAAAUGCCUUGUGUGUUAUCUUUGAGAUUUCAAUUUGCUGGGCUUUCAAAUUGCUGCUAAGUAAUAGCAUCUUCGUUUGACAUCAUGCAAAUCGUGUGUUGACACGCCCUAUACAUAUUUUGUCACAUGUGGAGCAACAAAUUUCUUUACAAUUGUACAUAGUCUUACUCGAAGACAAAGUCCAUCUGUGUCAGGGACAAA
This is a messenger RNA of Xyrauchen texanus (razorback sucker), 5621 nucleotides long. Its product is annotated as sal-like protein 1. The transcript has 3 exons. The coding region runs from base 759 to 4673 and encodes 1304 amino acids. Gene Ontology annotation, cellular component: nucleus. Lineage: Eukaryota; Metazoa; Chordata; Actinopteri; Cypriniformes; Catostomidae. Gene Ontology annotation, biological process: regulation of transcription by RNA polymerase II. The record is from RefSeq and is a predicted model, not a curated record. Gene Ontology annotation, molecular function: RNA polymerase II cis-regulatory region sequence-specific DNA binding; DNA-binding transcription factor activity, RNA polymerase II-specific.